GCACCCACUAAGUCUAGUGGAGCUGUUGUGUGGAUACAUACACACAUUAACUCAAAAAAUGUUUCUAUUAAACAUGCUUCUGUCUACUCUACAGUUUGUUUCUUUUUGUUCAGCUGUUUUUCUGUUGUUUAACUGAGGUUGCAUGACUGUGAACGAAUCUUCAUCUCUGAGUGAGUGUAGAUACGAUUUCCACUUGAGGUCCUCCAGAAAAGCCUCUCUCCUGUUAAGUAUGUUCCAGAAAUACCACUUGGCUGAUGGCGACCAUUUAGCGAUCAUAUGUCUGGAACUGGAACGCGGAAGUUGGUCCACGAGAAAAAGGACCAUAACCAUCUCCCCCACUGCCACUUCCACUGCUUCCACU
Molecule: messenger RNA, 361 nt
Organism: Geodia barretti
Lineage: Eukaryota; Metazoa; Porifera; Demospongiae; Tetractinellida; Geodiidae
Source: the annotation of a GenBank genome assembly